Messenger RNA from Leucoraja erinaceus (little skate), 4195 nucleotides. Its product is annotated as deleted in malignant brain tumors 1 protein-like. The record is from RefSeq and is a predicted model, not a curated record. The transcript is spliced from 9 exons. Bases 238 to 3045 code for a protein of 935 amino acids. Gene Ontology annotation, cellular component: membrane. Lineage: Eukaryota; Metazoa; Chordata; Chondrichthyes; Rajiformes; Rajidae.
CAGAGGGUAAUGGGUGCAUGGACAGAGCUGCCAGAGGAAGUGAUUGAGGCAGGUGCAGUAAAAGCAACAUUUAAAAGACAUCUGGACAGAUAAAUGAAUAAGAAAGCUUUGGCCAGCAGGGUAGCAGCGACCUGCUGGCUACCCUGCUGAAAAUCACAUGCAAUCCUGCUGCAGAUUUAACUUUAUCCCCCCUCUGUUGCAGGACCGGUGCCCGUCCGUCUGGUGAAUGGGAACAACAUGUGCUCCGGGAGAGUGGAGGUCUAUCAUAACUCCACCUGGAGCACCGUCUGCGGCAGGAGCUGGGAUAUCAAUGCAGGGAAUGUGGUCUGCAGGGUGUUGAACUGUGGGACGGCCCGGUCAGUAACAACAGCUGCUUCCUACGGAGAGGCCACUGGGAACAUCUGGCUAGAUGGGGUGAAGUGUAACGGGACAGAGCCUGCCCUCGACCAGUGUCCUGCCAGCCCAUGGGGGGUGAAUAACUGCACACGCGGAGAGUACGCUGGAGUCUCCUGCUCAGGGCCGGUGCCUGUCCGUCUGGUGAAUGGGAACAACAUGUGCUCCGGGAGAGUGGAGGUCUAUCAUAACUCCACCUGGGGCAUCGUCUGCGGCAGGAGCUGGGAUAUCAAUGCGGGGAACGUGGUCUGCAGGGUGUUGAACUGUGGGCCGGCCCGGUCAGUAACAACAGCUGUGUCCUACGGAGAGGCCACUGGGAACAUCUGGCUGGAUGGGGUGAAGUGUAAUGGGACAGAGCCUGCCCUCGACCAGUGUCCUGCCAGCCCAUGGGGUGUGAAUCACUGCACACGCGGAGAGUACGCUGUAGUCUCCUGCUCAGAUCUGCUGCCCGUCCGUCUGGUGAAUGGGAACAACAUGUGCUCCGGGAGAGUGGAGGUCUAUCAUAACUCCACCUGGGGCACCGUCUGCAACAGGAGCUGGGAUAUCAAUGCGGGGAAUGUGAUCUGCAGGGUGUUGAACUGUGGGACGGCCCGGUCAGUACCAACAGCUGUCUCCUACGGAGAGGCCACUGGGAACAUCUGGCUGGAUGAAGUGACGUGUAACGGGACAGAGCCUGCCCUUGACCAGUGUCCUGCCAGCCCAUGGGGGGUGAAUAACUGCACACACGGAGAGUACGCUGAAGUCUACUGCUCAGGUCCGGUGCCCGUCCGUCUGGUGAAUGGGAACAACAUGUGCUCCGGGAGAGUGGAGGUCUAUCAUAACUCUACCUGGGGCACCGUCUGCGGCAGGAGCUGGGAUAUCAAUGCGGGGAACGUGGUCUGCAGGGUGUUGAACUGUGGGCCAGCCCGGUUAGUAACAACUGCUGUAUCUAACGGAGAGGCCACUGGGAACAUCUGGCUGGAUGGGGUGAAGUGUAACGGGACAGAGCCUGCCCUCGACCAGUGUCCUGCCAGCCCAUGGAGGGUGAAUAAUUGCACACACGGAGAGUACGCUGAAGUCUCCUGCUCAGGUCCGGUGCCCGUCCGUCUGGUGAAUGGGAACAACAUGUGCUCCGGGAGAGUGGAGGUCUAUCAUAACUCCACCUGGGGCACCCUCUGCAGCAGGAGCUUUGAUAUCAAUGCGGGAAACGUGGUCUGCAGGGUGUUAAACUGUGGGACGGCCCGGUUAGUAACAACUGGUGCAUUCUACGGAGAGUCUACUGGGAACAUCGGGCUGAAUGGGUUGAAGUGUAACGGUUCAGAGCCUGCCCUCGACCAGUGUUAUGCCAGCCCAUGGGGGGUGAAUAACUGCAACCACAGUGAGGAGGCUGGAGUCUCCUGUUCAGGACCGGUGCCCGUCCGUCUGGUGAAUGGGAACAACAUGUGCUCCGGGAGAGUGGAGGUCUAUCAUAACUCCACCUGGAGCACCGUCUGCGGCAAGAGCUGGGAUAUCAAAGCGGGGAACGUGGUCUGCAGGGUGUUGAACUGUGGGCCAGCCCAGUUAGUAACAACUGCUGUCUCCAACGGAGUGGUCACUGGGAACAUCUGGCUAGAGGGGGUGAAGUGUAACGGGACAGAGCCUGCCCUCGACCAGUGUCCUGCCAGCCCAUGGAAGGUGAAUAAUUGCACACACGGAGAGUACGCUGAAGUCUCCUGCUCAGGGCCGGUGCCCGUCCGUCUGGUGAAUGGGAACAACAUGUGCUCCGGGAGAGUGGAGGUCUAUCAAAACUCCACCUGGGGCACCGUCUGCGGCAGGAGCUGGGAUAUCCAUGCGGGGAACAUGGUCUGCAGGGUGUUGAACUGUGGGACGGCCCGGUCAGUACCAACAGUUGCAUUCUACGGAGAGGCCACUGGGAACAUCUGGCUGGAUGGAGUGAAUUGUAACGGGACAGAGCCUGCCCUCGACCAGUGUCCUGCCAGCCCAUGGAGGGUGAAUAACUGCACACACGGAGAGUACGCUGGUGUCUCCUGCUCAGGUCCGGUGCCCGUCCGUCUGGUGAAUGGGAACAACAUGUGCUCCGGGAGAGUGGAGGUCUAUCAGAACUCUACCUGGGGCACCGUCUGCGGCAGGAGCUGGGAUAUCAAUGCGGGGAACGUGGUCUGCAGGGUGUUGAACUGUGGGAUGGCCCGGUUAGUAACAACUGCUGUAUCUAGUGGAGAGGCCACUGGGAACAUCUGGCUGGAUGGGGUGAAGUGUAACGGGACAGAGCCUGCCCUCGACCAGUGUACUGCCAGCCCAUGGGGGGUGAACAAUUGCACACACGGAGAGUACGCGGAAGUCUCUUGCUCAGGUCCGGUGCCCGUCCGUCUGGUGAAUGGGAACAACAUGUGCUCCGGGAGAGUGGAGGUCUAUCAUAACUCCACCUGGGGCACCGUCUGCAGCAGGAGCUUUGAUAUCAAUGCGGGAAACGUGGUCUGCAGGGUGUUAAACUGUGGGACGGCCCGGUUAGUAACAACUGGUGCAUUCUACGGAGAGUCUACUGGGAACAUCUGGCUGAAUGGGUUGAAGUGUAACGGUUCAGAGCCUGCCCUCGACCAGUGUUAUGCCAGCCCAUGGGGGGUGAAUAACUGCAACCACAGUGAGGAGGCUGGAGUCUCCUGUUCAGGUGAGUGAGGGUGGUGAGGCAAGGAUGCAAACCUUCUACUGAACUUUAGUUGUAUAUUUGUGCUCUCAUCCCUCCAUUCUUAUCAUCUUGAUUUACAGCUUGGUUCACUGUCUUGCUGUGACUAUAGAACUCCAGAAUGCAGGGGAUUACAUUUGUCUAUUUCAUGUGCACCUCUAAUGAAAUAUAGGCAUGUUUAUGGAUUCAGAUCAGUGAAUGAAGAAGAACACUUUUUCCUCGCUGACUCUAAAACUAAAGCUAAAACUACAUUGGGAAAGUGGGCCAAGGACCGGCAGAUAGAGUUUAAUUGUGACAAGUGCAAACUGAUGCAUUAUGGGAAGUUAAAGCAGAGAACAAUUUACAGAGUAAAUUGCAGGGCCCUGGGAAAGUUUGUAGACAGAGAGACCUAGGGCUACAAGUACUAGAUUCCUUGAAAGUAGCAACACAUACAGACAGGGUGGCGAAGAAAGCAUUUGGCACAAUUGCCUUCAUCAUUCAGGGCUUUGACUAGAAAAGGUGGGAGGUUUGAAUGUAGCUCUAAAAGGCUUUAGUUUGACCACUUUUGUAGUAUUCUGUUAUAUUCUGGUUCGCUCCAUUACAGGAAGAACGUGGAAGCUUUGGAGAGGGAGCAGAAGUUCACCAAGAGGCUUUUAGAUAGGCAGAUGGAUAUGGAGGGAAUAAGAAUAUGGACCAUGUGCAGGCAGAGGAGAAUAGCUUAUAUUGACAUCAUGUUUAUGCACAGGCAUUGUGGGCCGAUGGACCUGUUCCGAUGUACGUCAUGUAUUGUGUGUAGUCUGGUAGUUCGAAGGGCGCAGAAAACGUAUAAGCAUGGAAAUAAACAAGAUGGAUCUGAGGGAGCGGCAGUGAGGGAGCGGCCUUAUGAGUAAAGUGUGAGUCUUUGGCUCGAGAGUCUUUGGCGAGGAGGCUGAGGAGAGUAGGCUGAGGAGAGGACGCUACGCAUAAAGCUCGAGAGGACGGAGCGUGGUGAGCACAUGUCAGGGCAGAUGAGACAGUGUGAGGCUUGCAGAAUGUGGGAGCCCAGGGACACAGAUGAAUCCUCUGGCUGCUACAUCUAUGACAAGUGCAUCCAGCUUCAGCUCCUAAAGGACCGUGUUGGGGCACUGGAGAAGCAGCUGGAUGACCUCAGGGCCAUCCGGGAAA